Molecule: messenger RNA, 1401 nt
Organism: Danaus chrysippus (African queen)
Lineage: Eukaryota; Metazoa; Arthropoda; Insecta; Lepidoptera; Nymphalidae
Source: the annotation of a GenBank genome assembly
AUGGAAGAAAAGAAAUACGAAUACACAACUAUGGAGGGAAAACCUAAAAAUGAAAGCAUUAAAUAUCAACUGCUUAUUGUAGCUUGCAUAAACAUUGGACAGGUAAUUGUUGGAUAUAGUGUUGGAUGGUCAGCUCCAAUCAUCCCAAAACUGAAGAAUAUUCAUGAAACACCAUUAACUGAAGUCAUAAAUGAUUUGGAAGCGUCAUAUAUUGGCUCCUUACUUUACAUCGGAUCUAUGAUUGGGCCAUAUAUAACAAGUAUUCUUUCAAAUCUGGUCGGACGGAAACCUUGUCUUUUGAUCGGCGGGUUGUUGAACAUCCUUGCUUAUAUUCUGGUUAUCACAACCAAUAAUAUAGCUAUGGUUUACGCUGUCAGGAUAAUAUCUGGCCUUGGGAUGGGAAUUACAAUUGUUGGAAAUAUUGUUUACGUCGGUGAAAUUGCGUCCACUCACAUCAGGGGUAUUCUACUAACUUCUACAUCGAUUAUCGGUAUAUUUGGUACACUCCUAGUUUAUGCGGCAGUGCCUUAUGUUUCCUAUUUUGAGUCCGGUUACAUAGCCUUAGCUAUAAGUAUAACACAUGUGCUUGGUGUUUGUUUCAUACCUGAAUCUCCUGUUUAUUACGCUAUUAAAGACAGACCUGUCAGCGCUACAAAAACUCUAAACCUGCUCGGAAGAUCCUCAGAUGUAGAGAAAGUUAUUGAAACAUUUAGCAAUAGAAAAGGCGAAUUGACAAGUAAAAUUCGAGAUUGGACGGAAAUAUUCACAAUUAGAUCUAAUAGAAUGUCUCUAUUCUUGACGUUUACACUGGGAGCCUUUCAGCAAACUAGUGGCGUGGCUGUUGUGUUGUUUUUCGCGACAACUAUUUUCGACAAAGCUGGUUCAUCAAUCCGACCAGAUUUAGCAACCAUUAUCAUCGGUGUGACGAGACUCUUGUCAAGUUUAAUCGCUCCCUCCUUCGUUGAAAGAUCUGGAAGAAAGAUUCUGUUGUUAAUUUCAAUGGCUGCGUGUGCUAUAAGCUUGUCUAUUCUAGGUCUAUAUUUUUAUUUGGACAGAAUACAUGUCGCUUUCAUAAAGAACAUUGGCUGGCUUCCGUUGGUCGCGUUAAUAGUUUAUUUCUUUUGCUACGAAGCUGGUUUCGGUACGAUACCAAACGCAAUAGUCGGUGAAAUGUUCAGAGCAAAUGUUCGUUCAAAUGGCUCUGCUCUAGCGAUCACAUUAACUUGGCUGGUUGGUUUCGGAUUGACCACGAGCUUUACUACGAUGGUAAAUGUUUUGGGUGGUGACGUAACAUUCUGGAUUUUCGGCGGCUCGUGUGUACUAGCCUUUCUGUUCACUUUCUUCUUCUUGCCGGAAACGAAAGGAAAAACAUUAAAUGAAAUACAAGAUAUGUUAAGUUGA